Molecule: messenger RNA, 738 nt
Organism: Geodia barretti
Lineage: Eukaryota; Metazoa; Porifera; Demospongiae; Tetractinellida; Geodiidae
Source: the annotation of a GenBank genome assembly
AUGCAGAACCAGUCCGAUGGAUCUAACGGCAAGGUAGCAAUCGUUACCGGCGCCGGAACCGGCAUUGGCCGCAGCGCUUCCCUCGCCCUGGCCGCCGAGGGCUACUCGGUGUCCCUGGCCGGCCGGCGGGGACAGCUUCUGGAGGAGACCAUUUCCAUGGCUGGCGAUGCCGCGGGCCGAAUGCUGGCCGUCCCCGGUGACAUUGGCAAGCCGGAAAGUGUGGCUGCCCUGUUCGCUGCCACCAAGGAGCGAUUCGGACGCCUCGACGUGCUGUUCAACAAUGCCGGCAUCAGCGCGCCGCCCAUACCCCUGGAGGACCUGACUUACGAGCAAUGGCAGGCGGUGGUGGACGUCAACAUUACCGGGGCCUUCCUGUGCACCCAGGAGGCCUUCCGCAUGAUGAAGGGGCAGGAUCCCAUGGGCGGGCGCAUCAUCAACAACGGGUCGAUCUCUGCCUACGUGCCUCGGCCCAACUCUGCCCCCUACACCGCACAAAGCACCCAAGCCUCUCACGACAUCGCCUGCGGCCAGAUCGACAUCGGCAACGCGGACACGGAAAUGGCCGCCGUCUUCAAGACAGGUGUCCCCCAACCCUACGGCGAAAUUGCCGUGGAACCCACCAUGGCCGUGGAGAACGUAUCCCGCGCCGUGGUUUACAUGGCCAGCCUGCCCCUCGACGCCAACGUCCAGUUCAUGACGGUAAUGGCCACCAAAAUGCCGUUUAUCGGGAGGGGGUAG